AAUCUCUGGAAUCCGAUGACACAUUUUUAGUAUAAAGAACCACGUUGGCUCUGCUGUUUUCUCAUCAGUUAGCAGAGUGUAGUUAAGUAGUAACAAGUAACAACCAGCCCAGUUCCCAACCCCGAAAAAAGAUGGCGAGAAAAUCCCUCUCAUUAUCGGCAGUUCUCGCCUUUUCUUUUUCUUUACUCCUCUUUCCUCGUCCAAUCAUAGGCGGCGGCCACGACUACCGCGAUGCUCUCCGGAAGAGCAUUCUCUUUUUCGAAGGCCAACGAUCAGGCAGACUUCCCCCUGACCAACGCGUCAAAUGGCGACGCGACUCCGCAUUGCACGACGGCUCCACUGCCGGCGUGGACUUAACGGGAGGUUACUACGACGCUGGAGAUAACGUGAAGUUCGGGUUCCCAAUGGCAUUUACGACGACUUUAUUAGCUUGGAGUAUCAUAGAUUUCGGAAGAAACAUGGGGCCGGAGUUAAAGAACGCCGUUAAAGCCGUUAAGUGGUCGACGGAUUAUCUGUUGAAAGCAACGGCAAAGCCUGGAGUGGUGUACGUGCAAGUGGGAGAUGCAUACUCUGAUCAUAGCUGCUGGGAAAGGCCGGAGGAUAUGGACACGCUUCGUUCGGUGUACAAAAUCGAUAAUGCGCAUCCUGGCUCUGACGUGGCAGGUGAAACCGCCGCUGCAUUGGCCGCUGCUUCAAUUGUGUUUAGGUCACGUGAUCCUGUUUACUCGAGCUUGCUCCUCAAUCGAGCCGUCAGGGUGUUCAACUAUGCUGACAAGCACAGGGGUGCCUAUAGCAGCAGCCUGCACCCUGCAGUUUGCCCUUUUUACUGCGACGUGAAUGGCUAUCAGGAUGAGCUACUUUGGGGUGCCGCUUGGUUGCACAGAGCCUCAAGAAAGCGCGUAUAUAGAGAGUAUAUAGUGAAAAACGAGGUCAUCUUGAGGGCUGGAGAUACCAUCAAUGAAUUUGGUUGGGAUAACAAGCAUGCUGGAAUUAACGUCCUGAUUUCCAAGGAAGUGCUGAUGGGAAAAGCUGACUAUUUCGAGUCUUUCAAGCAAAAUGCUGAUGGCUUUAUUUGUUCUUUAUUGCCUGGAAUUUCUCAUCCUCAAGUUCAAUACUCUCCUGGUGGGUUGAUCUUCAAAGCUGGAGGGAGCAACAUGCAGCACGUGACGUCAUUGUCUUUCCUACUUCUAGCCUAUUCUAAUUAUCUAAGCCACGCUAACAAGGUGGUGCCAUGUGGUGAAAGAUCAGCUUCCCCUGCCCUUCUCAAACUGUUGGCUAAACGCCAGGUGGACUAUAUUCUGGGAGACAAUCCUCUAGGGAUGUCCUACAUGGUUGGCUACGGUGCACGCUUUCCUCAGAGGAUUCAUCAUAGGGGCAGCUCACUGCCAUCGGUGGAGGCCCACCCGGCCCCCAUCCGCUGCAAAGAGGGGUCUCGCUAUUACCUAAGCCCAAACCCCAACCCCAAUUUAUUGGUGGGAGCAGUGGUUGGUGGACCCAAUGUGUCUGAUGCUUUUCCAGAUUCACGGCCUUAUUUUCAAGAGUCUGAGCCCACAACUUACAUCAAUGCUCCUCUUGUGGGCCUCCUCGCAUUCUUUUCAGCCCACCCUUGAUUUCCUCGAAAUGUAAAGGAUGAUGAUAUUUCUAAGAGGUGUGCAAAAUGGUCACCCUGCCCCAUUAUUGUGAAAUGAAAAAGAUUCCAGUGGUUACCAAUUAACGAAGAAAGUUGCAUUUGUACACUAAAAAGAGAGCAUCCUUUUCUUUGUUGGACAAAGUUUUAAGAUCAUUGUCAAGUAUGGUUAAGAUAUCCAAAAGAGUCUAAUUAUUAACUUCACUUGUUAGAUUUAUAUAAUUAUUUUUA
Molecule: messenger RNA, 1858 nt
Organism: Durio zibethinus
Lineage: Eukaryota; Viridiplantae; Streptophyta; Magnoliopsida; Malvales; Malvaceae
Product: endoglucanase 8
Biological process (GO): carbohydrate metabolic process
Molecular function (GO): hydrolase activity, hydrolyzing O-glycosyl compounds
Source: RefSeq, a predicted model, not a curated record